Messenger RNA from Micromonas commoda, 961 nucleotides. RefSeq lists its product with no specific name. Bases 310 to 651 code for a protein of 113 amino acids. The record is from RefSeq and is a predicted model, not a curated record. The transcript has a single exon. Lineage: Eukaryota; Viridiplantae; Chlorophyta; Mamiellophyceae; Mamiellales; Mamiellaceae.
GGCGGACAUCGGCGCGGCGUCGGCGAACUUCGAGGAGUUCGAGUACGUCGCCACGCAGCAGAGGGACGGGCCCGGGUUGGGAGUCAAAAGGUCCGGCGGUGACGUCGAGGCUGACGCCAUGUGGCAAAAGGCGAAGAGGUGAGAGGUGAAGGAUCAGAGACGGGACGUUGUUCGUCAUUAGACUACGUUAGCUACGUUAGACGACGCCGCGCAUUCAUUCAUCGUGAUCGCGAUCGUUCGACCCUGUUCUCGUCCUACCAUCGGCUCGCGCGUCCGGCGGUGAACUUGUACCCGUCCGCUUCGAACGCCAUGAUCUCCGCGCGCGAUAUGAGCAAGUCGCAAUCCAAGUCGCAUUCAGUCACCCCCGCGUCAACCGUCAUCUCCUUCCCCUUGAUCCUGUACGUCAGGCCCGACACAACGGGCACGCGCUCGCUCGCGCCCGCCACCACUCCGCGCACCGUGACCAUGCGCACCGAACCGCCGCCCGCGGGGCGACCGAACCCGUCCACCAGACCGAGCUUGAUGGCCAAAUUUUUGGUCACCAGAGUCCCGCCCCCGUUGCCGGUGUCGAGGCACGCUCGCGCGGAAUACCACGACCCGGAGACGUCGCGACACUCCGCCGUCUCGUCCGUGCCGAUGUUCAAGUCGUGAUUCGACCUUCCCGCGGGCGGGACGUACGCGCCGGGAGGGUUCAGAAGCGGGUUUCCUCCGCCUCCUCCUCCGGCCACCGGCGGAGGGCCCGAGACAAUCUGCCCGCCCUGGAUGUACCCGCCGCCUUUGCCCGUUCCUCCUCCUCCACCGAAGGAUGCGAUGUGCGCCUCGUACUGCGCGCGGCGCUUCGCCGCCGCCGCCGCCAGCUCGGCGCGCGUGGGUUCCUUCGCGGGAAUCACCUCGACCUCGUCGACGACCUCGUUUUCCUUGUCGCUGCCAUUGGAUCCCUUCGCGUCGUUGGAUCCCUUCG